ACAAGAAGAUAACACUAUAUUUAAUCUACGGUUCUCAUUAAACCAUACCGGGGCAAGUGGGCGCAGUGUAAAUUGUUUAGCCAAUAGUUAAGUAAGUUGCACUGAUAAAAUCAGUUUCAUUUUAUCAGUGUCCACUGCAUGACGUUCUCUUUGUGUAAAUAAUAUACUUACCUACACAGCUAGAAGCUGCUGUUUCAAGAGUUGGACAAUAUUCUUGUAACACAUUAAUACUACCAUGGCGAAACCGAAGGCUGGAAGGAUGCCCAUGACGGGUCUGGAGGUACCGAAGUGUCCAGUGUGCAUGGACGAUAUGACGUCACCGAUCUUCCAAUGCCAAACUGGCCACAGCGUCUGUCAUGCUUGUACGAAGGAGCUAGUUCCGUCUAAGUGUCCAUUGUGCAGCCAAGUGAUGACGCAAAUGAGGAACUGGCAACUUGAGGAGUUGGUGGACAAGGCUAAAAAAGAAUGCCCUAAUAAAGCAGUAGGUUGUGGCUACAUAAUGAAUGCUUCAGAAAUAGACAAUCAUCUUAAAGAAUGCAUAUUCCGUGAGAUGAACUGCCCUCAUGGGGAGAUAUUUGGAGCCUGUUCUUGGUCAGGUAAAAUAAAGGACCUUUUUGAGCAUUUCAAAAGCAACCAUGCAGAAAAUUGCAGAAUUCGAUUGGACCAAGAAUCAGAAUUAAAGGUUAAUUCUUCUACUGACAACCGUUUAAUGUUUAUGCUGUCUCAAGGAAAAUACCUUUUCCUCUUCACCAUAAAAAUUGAUACCUAUCAGAAAAUGAUUUACUAUGUUGUCCAACACAUAGGCAUAAAAAAAUUUGCCCAACAGUUUGUAUAUGAAAUCAACAUUGUCAGUAAAAAGGACAGUCGUAGAAAAGUCAUUUUCAUCGACCACUGCUAUAGCGACACUAGUGACAUUAAAGAGAUUUUCAGUAAUGGAACAUGUGGCAUAAUGCCAUUGGGAAUGUUUGCACAUUUUGUGGAAAAUGACAGGAUCACAUUAAAAAUAUCAAUUAAAAAUGAAGCCUUUGUUAAGAAUACCAAGGACUAUGCGAAAAGGGAUAAAAAUGAGUUUAUAAAGAAGGGACCAAAUAAGAGCGAGAAACCAAACUUUAGGAGCAAAAGUCCUGGGCCACACAUGGAAGACUGUAAAACACCACAUAAGGGUCCUAGAGGGCCCAGAAAACAGGAGUCUCAAAAGUAAUUUGUGAAGAUUAGAUUGAAAGUUAACUCUGGGUUGAAUAUAAUCAGUGUACCUCUUUCAUAAGCUAACCUACAAAGAACAUGAACCCAGAUCUUUAUUUCCUUAUAUUUUAAUUAUUAUUACGGAGGAAAAAAAUA
Messenger RNA from Aricia agestis (brown argus), 1338 nucleotides. RefSeq names its product E3 ubiquitin-protein ligase SIAH1-like. Gene Ontology annotation, cellular component: cytoplasm. The transcript has 5 exons. Gene Ontology annotation, biological process: proteasome-mediated ubiquitin-dependent protein catabolic process; multicellular organism development. Gene Ontology annotation, molecular function: ubiquitin protein ligase activity; ubiquitin conjugating enzyme binding; zinc ion binding. The record is from RefSeq and is a predicted model, not a curated record. The coding region runs from base 236 to 1201 and encodes 321 amino acids. Lineage: Eukaryota; Metazoa; Arthropoda; Insecta; Lepidoptera; Lycaenidae.